Molecule: messenger RNA, 751 nt
Organism: Ornithodoros turicata
Lineage: Eukaryota; Metazoa; Arthropoda; Arachnida; Ixodida; Argasidae
Product: active regulator of SIRT1-like
Exons: 4
Coding region: 302-718 (138 amino acids)
Cellular component (GO): nucleolus
Molecular function (GO): enzyme binding
Source: RefSeq, a predicted model, not a curated record
AUGUGGAAGUAGAGGGAAGGCUGUGAAACUGCUACAACCUACAACCACGGCGAAAUCCAUGGAAUCGGCCGUAUCGUAUCUAUCAGGCUUUGACGAUUUUACCGUGAUUUGGACAAAUUUUCUUCUACGAGCCCCUCUCCUGAUUUCUGUGCGUGAAACCGUGAAACGUAAUAUGGUAGUGAGAACAGGGAUUUGGCGAUAGCUGCGGUUGCCACAAACAACGAUACGGGAUGCGAAAUAGGUCGAUACGAGAAUGCGGCUGACUCAAAUCUGAUAUGUAGUGAUAUCUUCUGUUUGCAAGAUGUCUGCUUCUCUACUAAAGCGUGCUCUGAAUUUAUUCGACGACUUAGAAAAAGUAAAAGAGUGUCAAAAAUCGAAGAAGAAAGCCAGACACACGGUAGAUACAAACCGAUGGGGCAUCAAGAAGCGGAAAGAACAGCAAUUUAAGCAACGUACGAGUCGCAGAAAGGUUGUAGCAAACGAAGAAAAGCGAACUAGAGCCAUCAUUGAGGAGCUCAGACGAGAGAAGGCCACCGACAAGACCGAAGACAACAUUAAAAUGUUCAAAAAAUUGUCUAAUGGUUGCCAAAAAAUUGAUAUUGCCCAACUGCAUACAAGGAUGCACGGAUCGAGUAGCCGAGGGAGUGAAGCAGAAAAAUCGACAGUUUUCACGGACGAGGAUUUCCGUCGCUUCGAGGAAGAAUACCACAUUUCUUAAUGAUCUCUAAAUAAAAGCACGUUUUGGAACAAG